AUGCUCGACGACAACAGUGCUUCCCCUGCGUCGCCUGGCCUUUGGGCGCUCGCGCCCAACACCCCAGCCCCUCGGUCCUCGGCCCCACCACCGUCCCCAUAUUACUGCACCACUCCAAUCUUCUAUGUCAACGCAGCCCCGCACAUAGGUCACCUACACUCCGGCGUCCUUGCCGACGUCCUCACCCGCUGGCACCAAUUGCGGUACAAUGGCUGGUCGCGCGACUCUCCUGCACCGCUAGGUAGGGGCAAGACUCGCGCCAUUCUCGCAACAGGAACCGACGAGCAUGGUCUCAAGAUCCAGCGGGCAGCUCAAUUGGCGGGCAAAGACCCGAAGGGAUUCUGUGAUGAUGUCAGUCAACACUUUCGCCGUCUUGCGGAUGAGGCUGGCUUAGGGUAUCAUACCUUUAUUAGGACGACUGAGCCAAGACACAGGGACGCGGUGCAUGCAAUGUGGCGGGCGCUAGAGGAUGGGGGACACAUUUACAAGGGCAAGCAUGAGGGGUGGUAUAGCGUCAGCGAUGAGGCCUUCUAUCCGUUGGCGCAGACCAGGAGGUGUAGGGACGAUAAGAGUGGGGAGGAGUGGGUUGAAGCGAUCGAGACUGGGCAGAGAGUCGAGUGGACCUCGGAGGAGAACUACAAGUUCAGGAUGUCGGCCUUUCGUCAACCACUCAUCGACUGGCUAGAGGCCAAUCCAUCAGCCAUUCUCCCCUCGACACGGCACGUCGAAGUCCUUGAGGAGGUACGUUCAGGCCUUGAUGACCUCUCCAUCUCACGUCCCUCCUCCCGUCUCGAUUGGGGCCUGCGCGUGCCCGGGGACGACACGCAAACAAUCUACGUCUGGGUCGAUGCCCUUGUCAACUACCUUACCGUCACGGGUUAUCCUUGGACCACGGCCGCCGCCAGCGGAGAAGACUCAGCAGCUGCUCUCUUGCACCGCGCGUGGCCCGCCUCUCACCAUAUAGUAGGCAAAGACAUCCUGCGCUUUCACGCAAUCUACUGGCCUUCCCUCCUACUAGCGGCCAACCUCCCACUCCCGCGACAGAUAGUAGCUCACUCACACUGGACGAUGGAGAAGGCCAAAAUGAGCAAGUCAAGGGGAAAUGUCGUCGACCCUUUCCAUGAGAUGCAGACAAAGGGAGUCGAUGUGGUGCGUUGCUACCUCUGUAGGAUGGGUGGCGGAUUGGCAACGGAUAGCGAUUGGAGCGAAGGGACGUUGUUGGAGUUCGAGCGAAAGUACCUGCAGGGCCAGCUGGGUAAUCUGGCUAGUCGCAUCAGAGGAAAGAAGAUUCUGGCUAGGCUACCGCAGGCUGAUGAACAAGCAGGAGGAAAGACUGCCACUGUAUCGCGCCCGGGCCCUUCAGCAAGCUCCUACUCAGCAAAGCUCGACUCUCUCCUCUGCUCGACGCCGGACGACUUUUCGCUUCGCCUCGAACGAUGCGAAGUCGGACAGGCGGUGGAAGUAGUCCUCAAUCUGCUGGGUGCGUGCAACUCCCUCGUCCAGUCGGCUGAACCUUGGUCACCUGCAACGGCGCAAGAGGUCGUGGAAGCUGCGGUCUACUACACGUACGAGACGUUGCGCCUCACAGCUAGCUUGUUGGGGCCUGUGAUGCCGGUGAAGAUGAGGGAGUUGAAGCAGAGCAUGGGCCUGCAGCUCGGCGAAGAGAAAGAUGACGCGUGGGAGGAGGUCAUCAGAGUGAGGGACGAGGUGAAGGUGCCUUUGAGCGGGAAGAUGAAGCCCCUGUUCCCUAGGAGGGACGACUGA
Messenger RNA from Jaminaea rosea, 1764 nucleotides. RefSeq lists its product as hypothetical. Gene Ontology annotation, biological process: methionyl-tRNA aminoacylation. NCBI's taxonomy places the organism in Eukaryota, Fungi, Basidiomycota, Exobasidiomycetes, Microstromatales. Gene Ontology annotation, molecular function: ATP binding; methionine-tRNA ligase activity. The coding region runs from base 1 to 1764 and encodes 587 amino acids. The transcript is spliced from 4 exons. The record is from RefSeq and is a predicted model, not a curated record.